AUGUCCUGGCCUUCCAAACCCGCGAGCCGUCCCAAAGCCCGCAAGAACCGCACGAAGGGCGCGCCCCGUCCCCGUGCGCGCGUGCACCUGGCUCGACAGCUGGGAUGGAGGGAGAGGGCGCGUGCGUACCGUGCGCGGACAAAGAACGACAGUGAGCGAAGACGCUGGAUCACCGCCGGCGGGGGAGCUGAGACGGGAAUGGACGGGAGGGACGCGAGCGGAAGGAACGGACGGUUCGAGCGUGGCCAGCGGCGAGCGAUGACAACAGGCACAUGCGAUGCAGGAAACUCAGAAGUGGUGGGGCGAGGCGUGGAUGACCGACGCCGAGCCCCGUCGACGCGCGGGAUAAGGCGAAGUACACGAGUGCUCUUGGGCGCAUGCACGCUCCACAAGGGGGCGGAGGGCGCCAGGGACGGCGCGAAUAAGCGAUGCGAUGCAUGCGUGCAACUGGGAUGCCAAGAAGCAAGGGCGCUAGGGACGGCGGCGAGGGCUCCACGCGAUGAGGCAGGCCGGGCUCUAGGCUCGGAGAUAGCGAGAAACUGCCGCUGGUUCUCCCCGGGCGCGGGGCAAGCGAGACAACGGGAGGGGGACAUCGAUAGAUGGGGCGAGAAACAGCCAGCGAGAGAUGGGGGAAUGUCAUGUAUAGCAACGACUCCGCGGCGAGAGAAAGCCGGGGAUGAGAGGAUUGGCUCGGACGAGAUGCGGACGAAGGGAAGGGCGGGAAUCGAGGCAGGACUCGAGAGUACGAUCAUCGCACACCCCAGUACCGGAUCGCGCUCAUCGCCCUCCCUCUGGCCUCUCGCCAUACCCGUCCGGGCGCAUUUUGAUACCCCGGCCCAUGCAGCCGCCUCUGCCUUCCGGUAUCGGUCCAGCGCGCACCGUCCCCCGCUCCUCGUAGCACGUAUCGGCCGGACACCAGACGACUCGGGCCGGCCUGGAAUCAAGUUGCGCCCGGAGGUGUCCGACACCUUGCGCGGCGCGGUCAUGCGAGCCGCGCCGCUCGCUGGGCUGGCUCGUCAUUGGGACGGGGUCUGCACAUCUCUCUCGUCCUGGUUUCCUGCCCGCGUCCACGUUCCCUCCCGCAAGUGUCGUACCAGAGCACCCGCGAACAAGCACCCAGCGUCGCGCCGCGCACUCAUGCAGCCGUCCCUGCCGAGUCGAGGUACGACCUUGCAUGUGAUGCCAACCUUCUGCUCAACUCACCGAGAAAAUGCACGCCUUCUCCGCGUGUCACGUCGCCCCGAAUCUAGCGCAAACUCUGAGCGCGGUAUCGACGACCUUGCUCGCGUUGCCAAACCGGCGCGGGCGCCGCGCCUGGACGUGAAGGGCGCCUUCCCGGGUGGCCGGUCCCCGAUGAUAAUAAUCCCGUCGCCCCGCAUCUGCAUCACGCCAUCGUUCAAUCUCCCCCUCGAUGAAUCAGCGUAUACGUGCGCAGCUCGUCCGCCGGCCUCGUGCUCGGGCGGCUGGCAUCCCGUCACUCACAACAGCCACGCCGCGUCAUCCCAGCCGCGCGCGUUCACCUCCCCCGCGCCUCCGGACGAGCGUCUCCCGGGGUGCUCGCUCGGCUGGGGACUCGGCCGCGUGCCAGUGGAGUUCUACACUAUAUGCGCAUACCAUACGUUCCUCCAGGUCCCUGCCGCUCGAGGCCCCUCGGCCUCUUGUGAGCUGGCCGACUUUCUUCAGAGUCUAGAUCAUAGCAAAGUGGCGUACCUGCAUACGCACCGACAAUGCUGCCUACCUCUGAGGGGCCCUCUCGACUCCUCCACAGUAAAUCUGCUCGGUCAGCAUACACGAAGGGGAGUAUCUCUCCGGCGCUAUGAGCGCUCGUCGAGGUCAAUAUCGACCAGUCUACCAAUCAACGAAAGCUUCAAGUCCAUGACACGUACUCGAUGGAUAUGGAAGGUCGACACAGAAAACCAUUCCAGAGAGCAUACUUGGGCUUUCGUGAUCGACGCGAGGGUGGAGGGUGGCGCGGGUCCAAGCGCGUUCACAAAGGGAGGACACGAUCAUCCGGCCGAAUGGACGAUUGGUUAUGCCAUCGAUGCUUCCUCCACGCUGGAGGGGAAGACUUAUGUCUCAUUUCCCACAUUGUACAAGGAUGGAUCUCUUUCGCUUGCCGCUGAAGUGAACGUCGGCGGGCUGGCCCACUCCUUGGACGUCGAGUCCUCACCGGUGGCCGAGUAUUCGGCGCGGCAUCCUCAGCCCCGUCGCAGUACAUAUCAGAAUAUUGGGCCUGGAGGGCAUCUCGUCUCAUCGAAUCGUGCUGUCAGACUUGAGGGUUAUGGGCUGAGCCAGACUGAGGUCUCGCCUACAGCUUUUCUGCAACUUUGUCUUGAGACUUCUAUACGCUUGAGGCAGCGGCAACGCUUGGACGAAACGUCAGUGAGCCACGAAAUCCCGGCAAGAGUGGGCUUGGACAUCAGUGAUAUCGGCCCAGGGCGGAAUUUAAGGUCUCUGUCCCUCACUUGCAAGACGAUCCACGGUGUAGCAGUCGACGAGCUGUGGAAAACUCUGGACAGCUUUGUGCCAUUGCUUAAGUGCCUGCCAGACGACGCAUGGCAUGUCGAUCCCGAGAGUGGCCUAAUUUCGGUCUGCCGUCCCCUGCUCCCCACGGAUUGGGCACGUUUCCAGUACUACGCCCCGAGGGUCCGGUCGUUGUUCGUUGGCACUGAUAUCUCUGCAGAGACUCUUCAUGACAUGUGCACGUACGGCCGCCAAUAUUAUGAAGAUCUUCUCCCGAAUCUGCGGAAAUUGUCUGUGUCUUUCAGUAAUGUGCCAUUCCUCGCAUGUCUGCAGCCGCUCCUCAAUCCGGACCUCCGGUCACUCGAGUUCAACGACUGCGGGUGCAAGUCCCUACCGACGCUCUCUGGCCUUGGUGAUCUCUUGAGUCUUGCGACACCGGAACUGAAUAAUCUUGUGCUUGAGAUGCCAUCCGUGAAGAGAAUGAAGACAAGAUAUCUAUAUCGCAGAGGGGCUCUUUUUUCCUCUCCCUCGCCGCUGCAGCAGCUGAAGACCUUUGCCUGGGACCUCCCCCUCACCCCUGCUGAUGUGAUACAUCUCGCUAUGCUUCCGCAACUCGUCGACAUCUGCCUAGACUUACCAGCGAACAUUCUAGACGUUCAAACUCUGGGAGCUACUUGGUCCGGAUGCUCCGCAUUUCCAGCGCUGCGCCUUUUAGACGUCCGGGGACAGACAUUCUCGCACUGCACAAUGUUUCUUCGCUUCCUCGGGAAGCAUUCAUUACGGGCGGUAAUACUCCAUGCCUAUAAUACUUCGGGAGAUCAAGAACCGAUUGAGAUUGCAGAGGCACUGAAGACUCUCCGUGAAAAUAGCUGUGAUCCAUGCUUACUCGAGUCUCUGGCAGUACGGGGCCAGCAUCAUAGCCCUCUGCGCGACGCGCUGGACUACGUAUUGCCCUUCAACACGAUUCGGAACCUAUUCGUCUUUCGAAACAUGGAAUAUCUGCUCUUGGACAUCCCUACUACUGUGGACGGCGAUAAUGAUGACCUGGACGAGCUCGCUCAGGCGUGGCCCCGCCUCUUCGAGCUCCAGCUCGGAGACUAUCCCGAUGCCAAUGACACGAGAUUCACCCUGCGCGGACUUACGAGCCUCGCGCGAUAUUGCCCUUCCCUGAGCUCACUGACCAUUGCGAUUAAUGCCGACCUUGAACACGACAACGCUGAUCUCGACGGUACUUGGGAGGACCUCGGGAUCGGGGAGGACCUCUACCACCUUGAGCUAGCUGCCUCUAGCCUCCGUCGCCCUCUACCCGUGGCGAGGCUACUUUGUCGCAUGUUCCCCAAUCUGAGAUCCGUGACUGGGGGUGGCAACCGGGCCGCGCGGGAGGUGUUAGAGAAGUACAUCUCCGAGCAUUGGAAAACGCGAGAGGAGGAAGAGGAUGCCGAUGAGGCUGCGUGA
Messenger RNA from Gloeophyllum trabeum ATCC 11539, 3918 nucleotides. RefSeq lists its product as uncharacterized. Bases 1 to 3918 code for a protein of 1305 amino acids. The transcript has 15 exons. The record is from RefSeq and is a predicted model, not a curated record. NCBI's taxonomy places the organism in Eukaryota, Fungi, Basidiomycota, Agaricomycetes, Gloeophyllales, Gloeophyllaceae.